This is a messenger RNA of Rhizopus microsporus ATCC 52813, 1125 nucleotides long. RefSeq lists its product as uncharacterized. The annotation marks the transcript as partial. The transcript is spliced from 4 exons. Gene Ontology annotation, cellular component: nucleolus; small-subunit processome. The record is from RefSeq and is a predicted model, not a curated record. Gene Ontology annotation, biological process: maturation of SSU-rRNA from tricistronic rRNA transcript (SSU-rRNA, 5.8S rRNA, LSU-rRNA). Lineage: Eukaryota; Fungi; Mucoromycota; Mucoromycetes; Mucorales; Rhizopodaceae.
CAUGACCAAAGAAACAGUUGUAGAAAAUGGAACCAAGGCAGUUGAUGAAACUGUUGAAUUUACCAAACUUGUAAAAGAAUUAAAAGCCAAAGUAGUCGACAUGAAGAAUCAAUUGAAACCAUUGAAAGAAAAAGUGGAGAAUAAAGCCAUCAAUACUUCAAAAGGUGUCUCAUUCCUUGAAGUUAAAUACCAACUUAUGCUCCAAUACGUCCUUCAGCUCGCUUAUUUUGUUCAUCUUAAGAUCUCUGGAAAACAAAUCGAAAAUAAUCCAGUAAUAGACUCUCUUGUUGAACUUCGAGUGAUUCUUGACAAGAUGAAGCCAAUUGAAAAUAAGUUAAAAUACCAGAUUGACAAACUUGUCAGAGCAGCUGUCGUUGGCACCAAAAAGGACGAAGCAGGUCCAAAGAGCACAAUGGAGGCAGUGGCUGCAGAUCCUUUAGCAUUCAAACCAAACCCAAUGAACUUGAUCAAUAAGGAAGAAGAGGAAGACGAAGACGCAGAGGCAGAAAAGGCAGGCAUCUAUAGACCACCAAAACUUGCUCCUGUAGCAUACAAUGAGACUUCAGAUAAAAAGAGCCGAAAGAAGGAAAGAGACGAGGAGCGAAUGAAGGAAAAGGCAUCACGAUCAAGAAUUAUGAAGGAUCUCAUGUCGGAAAUGUCGGAAAAUCCAGAAGAGAUUGGUGUGUUUGGUGGUGUGAACGAAGGUGUUGGUUACGGUGACCGUAUAGACAAUUUGAUUGAAGAAAAGAACAAAUAUGAAGAAGAAAACUACGUACGUUUGGCAGUGACAAGAAAGGAGAAGCAAAGAAUGAAUGCAAACAGAAAGAUGCGAUUUGAAAACGAAAUUGAUAACCUCGAAGACUUUUCCAAUUUGGUUGGAUUACAAGACGUGGAAGAGGAAGAGAACAAAAGAUACCGUAAUAUUCUUGAACGUAAGAAACAGAAGAAUGAAACAAGUCAUAAACGAUCAAGAGAUAGUGAAGAUGAUACUGAAGGUGCUUUUGAUGGAAUAUUGGAUGGAGUUAAGAAAUCAAGGGGUAAAUUCACAAGUGCAAGAAAUAGAAGCAGCAAAAAGAGAAGAUCAUAAACGUCAUUUGUUGUAUAAUCAAAUAGAUUUUUUUUUAC